Messenger RNA from Vigna radiata var. radiata (mung bean), 1743 nucleotides. RefSeq lists its product as uncharacterized. The coding region runs from base 886 to 1359 and encodes 157 amino acids. The transcript is spliced from 2 exons. NCBI's taxonomy places the organism in Eukaryota, Viridiplantae, Streptophyta, Magnoliopsida, Fabales, Fabaceae. The record is from RefSeq and is a predicted model, not a curated record.
UGCCCUGGUGAAGGAGGAAGAAGAUAAGGAUAAAUGAGGCAUUUGACAAUUUUAUAGAGCUGAAGAUUGCAAUGUAUGGAGUUACAGAAAGAAGUUGGCAUUAAGCUAAGAUUAUAGAACUUUCGGAUUAUAUAACUAUUUUAGGGGUGUUUUGGACUAAGCUUGUAAUUUCAUAAUCAAAUUAGACUANAAAGAUUUGUAUUUGAUUCAGCUUCUAAAUUUUAGUUAACUUACUUUAUCAAGAAUUAGCUACAGAGUGUCUCAUUGUAUUUGGAAUAGUGGCACGAAGAAGAAGAAUCAAAUCAUUUUUCCAUUGAAAGCGUUGCUGCCAGAUUUUUGACGCAUUUUAAGUGAUUUUUCGCUCUUCACCACCAAUUCAACUAUAUUAAUGUUAUAACGCUAUAAUGUUAACGUAUCUCAUCUAAUGAUUUUACACAGCGAGGCUUAACAUCUACGACAAAAAUGAAAGGAUGAAAGUAUAUUUAACAUCUAAUGUUUCAAUUAAAGUGAGAACAAAAGCUGAAGUAGGAUGAAAGGAUGCAUCCAAUCAUUUGCCAUGCUUGAAAUGACCACAAAAAAAGAAGAUGAAAAGAUGUAGCUGUUAGGUUGGAAGUUGAAACAUAUUAGCACCACAUUUGCCAUGUUUAGUUGAGAAAUAAGAAAGCUACUAAGAUGCAAAAUUUUUGUAUUGCUUUGAUUGACUCUGUGAUCUUUCCUUUUCCAAAAUUAGGAACGCUAAAUGAGGAAUCAUCUCGUAUCUCACAUGACAUUGUUGGUGCUGUAGAUAGGACCGCAACAGAAGGGUGAAACAGAUGCACAUGCACAUGCACAUGCACGUGUGCAUCUGUGUGAUUAAUAUUGUGUUAUGAGUACGAAAAUAUAUAAAUGGAAUGGGAGAAGAAUAAGAGAGCACGAGAAGAUGAUGGAAUCGAGAUUGAAUCUUCUUCUGAAAGUAACAUGGGUGUAAAGAAGAGAAAUGCAUAUGGCAUAAGCUUGGCGAAGGAGAAGAAGAAGGAAAUGGAAGAGGAAGAUUAUUUGGAGGCAUGGAAUUCACAUUUGGUAAUGGGAGUGUUUGAUUUUCCUUGGCUGAAAGAUGGUGUCAUGUCAAAAUCAGAUCAAUGCUUGGAUUUUGAAGACAAUUUCUCAUCAUCUCUAGAACACCAAGACACUUUAUUCAAACAGAAUGUUGAUUUCUCUGAAGAAUGUGGCUUGUGUAUAACUCCAGAGGUACCAAUGGUUCAUGCUGAAGAUGCUGACUUGGUAGAGGAUUUGUGGCAACCAUUUGAGAGUAAUGGGUUGGAGUUAGAAGCAGAAGAUGGAGAUUCUAUCUGGAACUCUCUUCUCAAUAGGCCUCUUUGACAGAAUUUGGAUUCUUUGUAUCCAUAAUUCAAAAAGUUCUUGGAAUAAGUAAUGCAGUAGAUGUAUAUAUUGGAUGAGUUCUAUUCGUGCCAGAUGCAGUUUGAUGAUUUCAUGUUCAAACUCACACUUUGAUGAUCUGAAAAAAUGUCAGCAAACACCAAAGGUAGAGAGCAAUUGGCAACCAGCAUUGGAUAUUAUUCCUUAAUGUUUAUGGUUUUCAGUUACAAUCAUGGAUUUCUGAACUUAGGGUAUAGUGUCUAUUCAUCAAUUCUAUUCCCAGACCAAUUUUUGUUACACUUUUUUCUUUGAUUGUCCAAAUAAAAUUACCUAGACUUGUAUUUUGGCCAAUUAUAAAAUGUUUUAUUACACGGACUUGAGUUUAUU